Messenger RNA from Leptosia nina, 1728 nucleotides. The record is from the annotation of a GenBank genome assembly. NCBI's taxonomy places the organism in Eukaryota, Metazoa, Arthropoda, Insecta, Lepidoptera, Pieridae.
AUGAUAAGCGAAUUUGAAAAUUUGUCUCUUGGAGGUAGUAAUGCAGCAAGUAGUCAUGCAGACCCUUUCACACAUUCUGAGCUAACGACUGAACAGCAGAAGACUUUAAUUGAUAUAAGGAGACGAAAGACAGAAUUACUGCUGGAGAUUCAGUUGUCACGGUGCCAAACUGUAGUGGCGCUCGCGCAUGUCUUCAGUCGAUUACGUUCCUUAGCGGGAAGUGUAUGGCGCGCGAUGUGUUUACACGUUCGCCUAAUCUGCGAGGCGCUAUGGUGGCCGGUGUUGUUGCGUUGUGCCCGCGCAACGCACAACUAUGACGACGACUACGACCAGGUAAUUCCGCAAUUAGGGUACCGAUGUCGCUUCAUGCACCGCAAACUAUCAGCUUCAUCUAUAUUUGGCAGUUACCUGACCGCUUGUGAAGUUAUGUUUAUCAAAGCCGGGCCCGUGGCCGCCGAAGAAGAGCGCCGCGGCUCUGUCUCGAAUUGGUUCUCUUCUCUGAGACGCGGGGGCCGGCGUAAACGCGAGGACAAUGGUGUUCCGUCGAAUUACGGUUCUUUGGGGAGACGUAAGGAUGGGACGCAGCCGCGCGGCAAAACGAGAUCUGCGUGGGACUUGACCACAGUCACAAGAAUGCAACUCAAAGAUGAACUCGGCGAAGUCGUGGCCGAGCUGGAAGCUCUGGACGGACAAGAGGAGUGCAAACAGAAUAGCAAGGCCAAACAGAUGAGCAUAGGGCGAAAGAAGUUCAACAUGGAUCCUAAAAAAGGUAUAGAGUAUUUAUACGAGAACGGAUUACUACAAAGGACACCGGAGGACGUAGCGCAAUUUCUACACAAAGGCGAGGGCCUGAGCAAAACCGCGAUAGGCGAUUACCUGGGCGAGCGCUCCGAGUUCAAUGAGGCGGUACUAAGGGCAUUCGUCGAACUCCACGACUUCACAGACUUGAUACUAGUUCAGGCGUUAAGGCAAUUCUUAUGGAGUUUCCGUCUCCCUGGCGAGGCGCAAAAGAUAGAUCGCAUGAUGGAGAGCUUCGCGCAGCGCUAUUGCCAACUGAACCCCGACAUCUUUACGAAUGCGGAUACGUGCUACGUGCUCAGUUUCGCCAUAAUUAUGCUGAAUACGUCGCUACAUAACCCCAGCGUGAAGGACAAGCCGUCGCCGGAGCAGUUCGUCGCGAUGAACCGGGGUAUCAACAAUGGUGGCGAUCUACCUCAGGAGUUGCUCCUGUCCUUAUACGAGUCUAUAAAGACGGAGCCUUUCAAGAUCCCUGAAGACGACGGCAAUGAUCUCAUGCAUACCUUCUUCAACCCCGACAAGGAGGGAUGGCUCUGGAAGCAGGGCGGAAGGUAUAAGUCGUGGAAGAGACGAUGGUUCAUAUUGAACGACAACUGCCUAUAUUACUUCGAGUACACAACGGAUAAGGAACCACGAGGCAUCAUUCCGUUAGAAAACAUAUCUGUCCGUCCAGCAAGUGAUCGUCAGCGGCCGCACUGCUUAGAGUUAUACGCGAGCGGCGGAGCGGACUUAAUCAAAGCGUGCAAGACAGACUCUGAAGGAAAAGUUGUUGAGGGAAAACAUACUGUUUAUAGAAUGUCAGCAUCAACAGCAGAGGAACGCGACGAAUGGAUCGAGUGUUUGCGUCGCUCCAUAAGUCAUAACCCGUUCUACGACAUGUUAGCGCAGAGGAAGAAGAAAGCGCAGCACAGUGUACACUCUGCGCAUUAG